AUGGGCAAGAAAGCAAAGUCGCAAGCAGGGGAGUCUUCGCAAUCUAGUGCAGGCCCCUCCCUGCCUUUCCUAGGCGCAAAAGCCUCCGUGGAUCCUACAUUGGCUUCAUUAUUUGAUAAAAGUGCGGGUCCAGUAAAAGUUCCAGACGUACCUCCUGUAGGAGCGGUACCAAAGCCCAAUAAAAUUGAGCCGGAGUACGACCAGGAGGUUUCAGACGAGGACAACGACUCUAUUACCGAAGAUGAACUCAUGGAAGAUGCGCCUGAGUCGCCGGACGAUGUCGCCAAAGAUGCGGUACAAGCAGUCUCCGAACCGUCAAGUCGGAAACGAAAGCGCGCCGUCGCCGAUGACCUUGAAGACACUUAUAUGCGCCGACUAGCCAAGGAGGAGCAAAAAGAGCAGAAGAAGCGUCGAGCGGAAAUUUCAAAGCCUGCCGAAGAAGACACCGUAGAGGCCGAUGACGAAGGAAUUGAGGUGGAAGUAUCACAAUCUGAGGGAUCCGAAGAACAAAGCGAAUCGGAGGACGAUGAGGAAUUCGAGAUUCCGAAGCAUGAAGCUACAGCGGGCGGCAGCAAGGGCGACGAUAAGGAUGAGCUUGAGAAGUCCAACCGCACUGUGUUCCUGGGCAACGUUUCUACCCAGGCAAUUACCUCAAAAUCCGCCAGGAAGACUCUCCUGAAACACCUUGCCUCUUUUCUUUCAGCGCUCCCCGAAUCUACCGGCCCUCACAAAGUGGACUCCAUUCGCUUCCGAUCCACUGCAUUCUCUAGUGGCGGCAAGAUCCCCAAGCGCGCUGCGUUUGCUAAACAGGAAAUUCACGACGAUACCACCCCUAGCACCAAUGCGUAUGCUGUCUACAGCACAGCCCAGGCGGCCAAGAGAGCCCCUGCGGCACUCAAUGGCACAAUAGUGCUAGACCGACACCUGCGUGUCGACAACGUGGCGCACCCUUCAAAGGUCGAUCAUAAGCGCUGUGUCUUCGUUGGCAACCUUGACUUUAUUGACAACGAGACCGGUACCGAGAAUGGAGAGAAGAAAAAGAAGAAUAGGGCGCCCGCGGACGUGGAGGAGGGCCUCUGGCGCACUUUCAAUGCCCACACACCUGGGACAAAGAGCACUGUGCCUGGCCGAGGGAACGUCGAGUCUGUGCGAGUUGUCCGUGACCGAUCAACUCGUGUCGGAAAGGGAUUUGCAUACGUGCAGUUUUACGAUCAGAACUGCGUCGAAGAAGCUCUACUGCUGAACGAGAAGAAAUUCCCGCCGAUGCUACCCCGGAAGCUCCGCGUUGUGAGAGCUAAGAAAGUUGCGAAGAAAUCUGAAGAUAACCAAGGCAGCAAGUCCCUCGCAGAUGCAGACCGGACAUUGCAUGGUCGUGCCGGGAAGCUGCUUGGACGGUCGAGUGCACACCGGCUGAAGGCCUCCGAUCGAAAGUCCAUCUCGCAGAACUCACUGGUGUUUGAGGGCAACCGUGCAACUGCCGGUGAAUCAUCGGGCAUCAGGGUGCGGACAAAGAGCCGUGGCUCAAAGGCAAAGCGGGACAGCCGGAGCAAGAAGCGCGCCGCAGCAUACAAAGCCGCCGGAGGCAAGAGGUCCGCGAUAGGGAAAUAG
Molecule: messenger RNA, 1608 nt
Organism: Aspergillus calidoustus
Lineage: Eukaryota; Fungi; Ascomycota; Eurotiomycetes; Eurotiales; Aspergillaceae
Source: the annotation of a GenBank genome assembly